Messenger RNA from Cimex lectularius (bed bug), 797 nucleotides. RefSeq names its product 39S ribosomal protein L21, mitochondrial (gene mRpL21). Gene Ontology annotation, molecular function: structural constituent of ribosome. Lineage: Eukaryota; Metazoa; Arthropoda; Insecta; Hemiptera; Cimicidae. The record is from RefSeq and is a predicted model, not a curated record. The coding region runs from base 64 to 663 and encodes 199 amino acids. The transcript is spliced from 5 exons. Gene Ontology annotation, cellular component: ribosome; mitochondrial large ribosomal subunit.
UCCCAUGUUGUAGUUUUGAACCUUUUCUACAUCUACAACGGUAGUUGUUCUGGAACAACAACAAUGAUACCAAGGAUACUAUUUCGUCCCCUUGCUAAUUUGUGUAAUCUGGUAAAAUGCCAGCCGCAGCUUAUAAGCAGAGCUGCCAGGCCUCUGAGUAGUCUCCCUUCUUCCUUUUCUUUCCCACAGAAGAUAGACCAGGUAGAACUACCCACAAAAGAGGAAGAAUUAGCAAUUACAAGGGAAACAAUUGACAAAGUCAACAAGCACAUAGAGAAUGGAGAACAAGGAAGAUUAUUUGCAGUUGUACAUAUAUGCGGCAAACAGUUCAAAGUGACAGAUGAGGAUUUGAUAAUUAUUGAAGGCUACUGGCCACCACAAAAUGCUGACGAGAUUAAAUUAGAAAAAGUGCUACUGGUUGGUGGUUUAAAUUUUACUUUAGUCGGAAGACCUAUUUUACCACCAGAUCUGGUUUCGGUGACUGCCACAGUUAUUGAAAAAGAUCUUUCACAUACAAAAACAUUUUUUUACAAGAGACGCAGAAAACAAUAUAUGAGGACACAUUUUUUCCGGUCCCAGUUAACUGUUCUCAGGAUAAAAGAAGUCUCUAUCUCAGGGACGAUUAACAAAACCGAAGAUGUUGUACAGUACGAGAGGAUUUAGUUGCAAUACAAAUUAGUGUUUGUAAAUAAUUUUGCGUUUUAAUCAUUUAAAAAAAUUUACAAAUCUGGUCAAUUUGUCUCAUGAACAUAGUUUCAUAGCCAAGAUUUUUUAAUAAAGAUUUGUUAAUGUUGAUA